Racocetra persica is the source of this 508-nucleotide messenger RNA. The record is from the annotation of a GenBank genome assembly. Lineage: Eukaryota; Fungi; Glomeromycota; Glomeromycetes; Diversisporales; Gigasporaceae.
AUGGCAAAAAUUGUAAAUCAAGAAAGAGAAGGUCCUAUUUCUGGUACACCGACAAGUUAUGUGGAUAUUUACCAGAAAUGCUGGUCCCCUGAACCAAGCCUACGUCCAGAAUUAGACGUUAUUUUAGAGAAUCUUAUCACGCUAUCUAACGGUAUUCAUUGUAAUUUCAUUAUCACAAAUGGAGUAGAUGAUUUAUCGGAUUUGCUAGAUAGAUUAUUUUACAACCUUUCCAGUUUGACAAACAGUGGAGUAGAAUUUUCACAAAUUUCUAAAAAAAUACAAGUUCUUAUUAGUGAAGAAGACCAAACGGCACGAAAUAUAUUUGAUCUUUUAUGUAUAAGAACUGCAUUUAAUAUGUUCAAACAAGCUAAAAAUGGAAAUACUAUGGCAAAAUUUUAUUUCGGUGAAUGUUAUAGGAAUGGCUAUGGAACUAUAAAAAAUUUAGCGAGUGCUAAGCUAUGGUAUAAAGAUAUAACGGAUGAAUGUGCAAGAGCUGCUAAUUCUUUAG